AUGGUGUGCUUGUGCGGAGCUCCGGCGCCGCAGAACGAAGAAAGGCGCAGAACUGGCACCCAGGCAGCGGAAAAGCCGGGCGUUGGCCCCGCGCUGUUCCCCGCCGCGGACCCCUUCUCCUGCAGCUGUAACAAGCAAUCAAAAGCAGCCUACAGUCUCCGGCCUCCUCCACUCACGCCGCGCCCAUCACCGACUCAGUCCGUCCGCAAAAACUUUCCGCCCGCGCGCAGCAGCCGGAACUACAGGGCCGCGCGACGAAAAGGAACUCAGCGCCCGGGUUGCGCGAGGUGCUUGGGGCGGGGCUUUAAGGACUUUGUGGGCGGAGCGCUACAUCAGCGAGAAGCUACUCGGCUCGUCUUGCUCAGUGCCCCUCAUCGCAAAGAUUUUGCGACGGCCGCCACCGAUUCCUCUCCCCACACGACCUCGACUUCGCCGGGCCCUGGGUUGUGA
Rangifer tarandus platyrhynchus (Svalbard reindeer) is the source of this 450-nucleotide messenger RNA. Lineage: Eukaryota; Metazoa; Chordata; Mammalia; Artiodactyla; Cervidae. The record is from the annotation of a GenBank genome assembly.